ACGUUUGCGACGUUUGUCUUUUGGCAGCCCUUUUUGGAGAGGGAAGAAAAGUUGCCGUAGGAAAAAAGUAAAGACCAACAGCAGCAACAGCAGCGCGCAGCACGGACGGCCAAGAGAAAAGUCGAAAACGAUACAAAACGGCGAGCAGAAGGUGAAAAAAGCAACACCAGCCCAAAGUUUCCAGCGACGGCAACUAGCAGAAUGACGCUGCCGAGCAGUGCCAGGGUGUACGCGGAUGUAAAUUCGCAUAAACCACGUGAAUAUUGGGACUACGAGAACUACAUCGUCGAUUGGGUGAACCAGGAUGACUACCAGCUAGUGCGGAAAUUGGGCCGGGGCAAGUAUAGCGAGGUGUUCGAGGCGAUCAAAAUGACGAGCAACGAGAAGUGCGUGGUGAAAAUUCUGAAGCCGGUCAAGAAGAAAAAGAUCAAACGCGAAAUCAAGAUUCUCGAGAAUCUCCGGGGCGGCACCAACAUCAUCACGCUGCUGGCGGUGGUGAAGGAUCCGGUCUCCCGCACGCCGGCACUCAUCUUCGAGCAUGUGAACAAUACCGACUUCAAGCAGCUCUACCAAACGCUCAGCGAUUACGACAUUCGGUACUAUCUGUACGAGCUGCUGAAGGCGCUCGACUACUGCCACAGCCUGGGCAUCAUGCACCGUGACGUGAAGCCACACAACGUAAUGAUCGACCAUGAGAAUCGCAAGCUGCGCCUGAUCGACUGGGGCUUGGCCGAGUUCUACCAUCCGGGCCAGGAGUACAACGUGCGGGUCGCGAGCCGCUACUUCAAGGGUCCGGAGCUGCUGGUCGACUACCAGAUGUACGACUACUCGCUCGAUAUGUGGUCGCUCGGCUGCAUGCUCGCGUCCAUGAUCUUCCGCAAGGAGCCGUUCUUCCACGGACACGACAACUAUGAUCAGCUCGUGCGCAUCGCGAAGGUGCUCGGCACCGAGGACCUGUUCGCCUAUCUGGACAAAUACAACAUUGAGCUAGAUCCGCGCUUCAACGACAUUCUGUCGCGCCACUCGCGCAAACGAUGGGAGCGCUUUGUGCACUCGGAAAACCAGCAUCUGGUGUCGCCGGAAGGGCUCGACUUUCUCGACAAGCUGCUGCGCUACGAUCACUUCGAGCGUUUGACCGCGCGGGAGGCCAUGGAGCAUCCAUACUUUGCCAUCAUCGUCAACGGGCAGAUGCCGCCACCGCCGACCUCGUCCGCCAAGGGCGGCACCAACUAAAUAAGCGCCCUGCCCUCCUCCGUCAUGUCCGUCUUUAGUGUAGCGCCCUUCCGUCACAGCGCACCAUCGUCACCGGCAGCGCAACAUCGUGAGCGUUUCCACCGCUGUUGGCAACAAGACCCCGGAUGGUACGGUAGCAGACGGUUCGCACCAUUUGUGAUGUCCACCCUUCCUUGCCCCACGCUCGGUGGAUCGCGUUUGGCACGAAUGCUGGUAGGCGGAUGUGGCGCGUACAUUUCGCUGGUUACCUUGACCCACCGGCGAACAGUGGGUGGAAUUUGGCCGAAGGAGAGACGGUUAUGACCGAGCGCCGGGGAGGUGUCGAGCGAAAAUGAAGAGUAAGUAGCGCGCUUAAAACACGAGUAACGUAUGAGAGAAUGUGUGACGGUUGUGUGCGCAUGUUGGACACGUUUUCCAAUUAGAGGCGUUUCCGGUGCGCACACAGAUUCGCAAUUCGUAAGAGAGAAAAAUCGGCAUAUUGAUGAUAAAACAAAAGGAAAAGGAUUUAAACAAAACAAAAAAAUCUGGUAGAGGAAGGGAGAAUAGCCCUGAAUGUUUAAGAAGGGAAUAUUUUAGAAUAGAUUCUCAAAUGCUAAACAGGAGAAUUUAACAUUGUAGCAGAAGAAAAAGAAACAUAAACAGUUGUGGGAUAGUUGCAAAAGCGAACGGAGAGCGAUGGUUAGCAAAAAAAAAAGCGAGCAACACGCGGGGAAGAUUGGAACGCAAACAAAUAAGUAACCUUUCAUGCAUUUCCCCUUUAAACCCAGCUCCUCCAACUCAAUCAGGAAACCUAAGGAUGGCGCGUAUAGUAUCGAUAAUUAGCAAAGCAAGCAUUUCAAGGCUAAAACGCUAACCCUUGGAAAAGGAGAUUCUAGUGGCAUUAGUAAACGAACGACACGAAACUGUUUUGUUUCGUUGAUGAUAGCAUCUUCCAAGCAGAAACCCGUUCCGAUAGAUCGGGCCCAAAAAAAUUGCGAUAGGUUAACAUCAGGAAAGACCACCGAACCCCGCUAGAGGACAAACUUUCAUGUAGGGGACACAGAACUGGAAUCGUAAAUAACAACAUUUUGCAAGGGGUAGGAAUCGAUUAUGAGCUACAACAGCACCCAGCAUACAGAUAAGAAUAUAAGCAGCGAAUUAAUUCGACCACGUUCGUUUGAAAUUGAGUUUAUCCACGCCUACCACAUUUUCCCGUACGCUAAUCUUUGUUCGUGUUAACGAAUGCUGAACAACAAGUAGGCCAUUUUGUUUUAAUUCAUAUUUGAAGGCACGGUUGCCAGGCAUAUAGGAUAUGGCGCGCUAUACAUUCGAACGACAGGAUAACGCAGGCAAACGUAGCAAAAUGGAAUAUACCCCAUCCGGGCAGCGACAACGGUCGAAUGGCAUUAGACAAUUGAAAACUUCUUUAGCAAACCGCGCUCUCGUUUCCGCGCCUUUCCCUGGUUCUAGUUCUGUGAUGCGUGAGCGUAUCGGACACUAAUUAUUGCUAUCGAUCGGUCGGUAUGGUAGACCGAAUGCUAACAGUGUUAUUGACAAGGAAGGGAUGAAGAAAAAAAAACGACAGAAAAGCGCGGAAGAUACAAAGUUGUGAAGCGAACCCUGUUUUUUUGUUUUCGUAGUAGAUGGGUAGUAGUGUGCAGUUCUUGGUUUAGUAUCGCUAGAAGGUCGUUACAUCUUCACAUAAACACAAGGCUUUACAUUUGUUUCCCGGUUGUAACACUGACAAGCAACAAGCGAUAGUGUGACUAGCUAAAUCUAUUGUUUUCCUUCCAUGUUUCGCAUUUUGAUGGUUAAUUUUUCUGCAAGGAGAAAGAUUUUCUUACGGUCACUAUAAUUUCUUUGCCGCAUAGUGUCUUUCUGUGUUCUGUAGAUUGCUAUGCGUAUAACAUUUCUUAGUUUCGUUCGUUAUCAAACGCUGUGCUGGUGUGCAGGAAGAGGCGAUUUAUCAUCAUCGUUAUCAUCUUGUUCGAUAUGUUUUUCAUAUUCAUGUUUUACAAUAUCAUUUGCAUAUUUUUUCUUCUUCUCUACUCUUCUUUAACUAAUUUGAAUCGAUUUUUUGGAAACAUAAUCAACUUACGCUAGCCUUUUCUCGUUUAUCUAGGGUUUGCGACUCCCCGCAUUCUAUCUGCGCACCUUUGUUUUUCGCUCGUCUUCUUAUCUUUACUUUCUGAAAUGGAAACAAGUUAUAAGAACAGAUUUAAACAACAACAACAACAAAAAAAAACGCUAGGAUUACAACAGUGGUGAAAAGCAGCAAAAAAACGAACGAUUGCUGAGAAACACGAAAAGAAAUACAAGUAGAAUAUAUCUUCUCGCCUGCUGAGGAAGAAGGAUUCGCUACGAAAGCCUUCCCUACAAGCUAAUGCAGGAUAAUCGCCUUUAUGUACUGUUGGCAGGACUUUUCUGUUUCUUUCGUUAUGAUUGUGUAGUUUAAACUAUCCGCGGCUACAAAUACAUCUAUACAAAUGUACAUUGUGCCACCUUCUCCCCAGUUUGAAAUGCAGUUCAAACGCGAAUUCAGCUCGGAUUAUUACUCACCAACCGAGUAAGGAAUUUCCACCCCGUGGAGAGCGAAAUGGUGGCAUCGAACCGGAAGCGGACGGGCAACCCCAAUAGUGAAUUGAUGUCGGACGGAGCAACCCUUAGUGGAGCAUAAUAAUUAGUAGAUGUACGUGAACAUGAGUAUAUGUUAAAGCAAAUGCGUUUAUCCCUGCUGCGCUACCAACAACAACACAUUCACUCAUCCCCGAAUUUCUCGUCCUCGGUUUAGUUUAGAAACGCGCGACGAGACUAGAAGAAGUUAUGAACUUUUGUUUUCUAAACAGCUAUUAUUUUAAAACAAAUUAUAAUCCCCGGGCGUAGUUUGGUAGGUAGAAGUCGUCGUUAGCGUUCGAGAUAAAAGCUAAAUAACCGUUAGAGUAUAUGUUUGAUUAAAUAUUUCAAUUUCUCCCUUCUGGAUUAUGGUUAUAUCCCUCUCCACAUUAUCAACCAACUAUGGAUAAAUAAUAAAGAUGAAUCUUUGGAAGGAGAUACGAUCAUCUUA
Molecule: messenger RNA, 4276 nt
Organism: Anopheles funestus (African malaria mosquito)
Lineage: Eukaryota; Metazoa; Arthropoda; Insecta; Diptera; Culicidae
Gene: CkIIalpha
Product: casein kinase II subunit alpha
Exons: 2
Coding region: 202-1233 (343 amino acids)
Biological process (GO): protein phosphorylation
Cellular component (GO): cytosol; protein kinase CK2 complex; nucleus
Molecular function (GO): ATP binding; protein serine/threonine kinase activity
Source: RefSeq, a predicted model, not a curated record